Messenger RNA from Schizosaccharomyces octosporus yFS286, 762 nucleotides. RefSeq names its product respiratory complex assembly protein. NCBI's taxonomy places the organism in Eukaryota, Fungi, Ascomycota, Schizosaccharomycetes, Schizosaccharomycetales, Schizosaccharomycetaceae. Gene Ontology annotation, biological process: protein insertion into mitochondrial inner membrane from matrix. Gene Ontology annotation, cellular component: mitochondrion; mitochondrial inner membrane. The record is from RefSeq and is a predicted model, not a curated record. The coding region runs from base 1 to 762 and encodes 253 amino acids. The transcript is spliced from 3 exons.
AUGAAUGGCAUAAAAAUGUCACUCGUCUCUCCAAAAUGGCAUUCCGCUAAUAUAAAUUUGGGAAAGAAUGUAAAAUCAUUGGGACCCUUGACAUUUUCUCGAUUUAUGAGUCAACAACCGAUUAGAAUGUUAGACAUCCCCUUUAUGCAAUGUUAUGUGGAACCAAAAGACAAUUAUUCUCUGAUGACACACCCUAUUAAAAAAGUUCGGCAAUGGUGGAGAUCUCUUCGUUAUAGAAAUAUAAAUAUUUAUAAGAGUCGUUAUUAUUUACGCCGGAAUUUUCCCAGUCGCACAUUUACUAUGAAAUCAAUAAUCGGGGAGGCCGUUCGUCUACACUCUUCUGUCAACAGUGCUUUAGCUAGCCAUGAUAGUCAGGUCUUAGAAAAUAACUGCACCAUUCGUGCUGCCCAACUUCUACGAAAACAAUCAAAGCAAUUACCUAAAUGUCAAUGGAAAAUUGAAAAAUACCUGAGCCCUCCGAAAUUACUGAACAUAACCUGUGCGCAAGCGGAUAUGCAAGGAAACGAAUGUUUCAUUCAAGCUGUUGUUCGAUUACACACUCUUCAAUCCGUAAGCCUUGAUCAAGCGUCUCCCUCAUCAACACAUUUAAAAGAAGAGAUUGAGAAUGUUGUUAUUCAACAGUGUUCAUGGAUUCCUCCAGUACGCUGGCAAUUCUGGGGUCUAGUUUCUUCCACACCUGAAACAGCUGUGAAAAAGAAACUUCCUGAUGGACAAACCGCCUUUAUCGAGCCGAAAGCAUAA